Rhea pennata is the source of this 939-nucleotide messenger RNA. It is a transcript of the gene TMEM196, whose product is annotated as transmembrane protein 196. The coding region runs from base 164 to 703 and encodes 179 amino acids. NCBI's taxonomy places the organism in Eukaryota, Metazoa, Chordata, Aves, Rheiformes, Rheidae. The transcript has 5 exons. The record is from RefSeq and is a predicted model, not a curated record.
GCCGCCCCUCGGCACAGCCCGCCGGCCGCGGAUGCGACGCUUCGCCCCGGCUGCCGGCGAAGGAAGAAAAGUUUGGGGGCGACUUAGGGCCGCGGGAGCGCCGGAGGAGAAGGCGGAUGCGCGGUUUCCCCGGCUGAUCGGGAAGGAAGGAUGACCGAGGAGGAUGUGCACCAGCAGCCAGAUCAUCGGGAGCCUCCUGGUGCUCUCCGUGCUGGAGAUAGGGUUAGGGGUAUCCAGCGUGGCCGUGGGGGCGGUCAGUUUCAGCUUGGUCCUCACAGAGCAUAAACCUCAGCUGGGAGACUCUUCUCCGUUUCUACUUUGUGGCAUAUGCGGAAUACUGUGCGCCAAAAAAAAAUCUGGACUUGUCAUGAUACUUUUUUCUGCCUGUUGCAUCUGUGGACUAAUUGGAGGAAUCUUAAAUUUUCAAUUUCUUCGUGCUCUGACAAAGAAGUCCUCUGCUCUCUAUUCUUUGCAUCUUGCCUCCAUGUCUCUUGCAUGCAUUGGAAUUGGUGGUUGCACCCUUUCUUCAUGGCUCACUUGUCGGCUAGCCAGCUAUGAACAAAGGCGAAUGUUCUCAGAGAGAGAGCAUUCAUUGCAUCACUCCCAUGAAAUGGCAGAAAAAAGAUUGAGGGGUAUUGAAAUAACCGACCUGCCCAGCUGCCCGGUGGUUCCCCCGACACCAGAGUUACCUCCAAGGAAAUGACAGACAACAUAAGCAAUGGUGGCCCACAUUUGAUUUACAAUGGAAGUGUAUACUAAGAGAUUUUAAAGGUUCAUUGGAAUGAAGUAUUUUUAGGAUUUUCUUCAGGAAAAAAAAUGACUCCAAGAAAUUGAGAAAAUGGAACUAUCUUAGCUUUUAUGGCUCAAAUGUCACAACUGCAGAACAGCACAGUUGCAUUUCCCUUUUAGAAACAUAUUCAAAAUCUGUCUCCUACGUAU